Molecule: messenger RNA, 1395 nt
Organism: Lates calcarifer (barramundi perch)
Lineage: Eukaryota; Metazoa; Chordata; Actinopteri; Centropomidae
Product: interferon a3
Exons: 5
Coding region: 413-1030 (205 amino acids)
Biological process (GO): defense response; response to exogenous dsRNA
Cellular component (GO): extracellular region
Molecular function (GO): cytokine receptor binding
Source: RefSeq, a predicted model, not a curated record
GUGAAGUUUGGAAAAUGAAAGUGAGGGGACUUCACUGAGCGGGAAACGACCGAAUAUUCCACUGACUGUACUGCACUCUGCACUAAUGCUACACUCUGUGUACUGACUGUACUACACUCUGUGUACUAAUACUGCAGUAUAACUGUACUUGUAACAGAGUUCUGCUACAGUUUAGUACUGGUACUUUUACUGCAGUACAGUCCCAGAUCUUUCACAAUUUAAAUAAAUAAAAAACAAAAGAAAUAAACUGUUUGUGUGUGUGUGUGUGUGUAUGUGUGUGUGUGUGUCUGUGUCUAUGUGUGUGUGUGUGUGUGUGGAAAGUGAGAGUAGAAACUGGGACUUUUCUUCUUUCAUGCUCUGUUUUCUCUUUCCUGUCCUUCCAGAAUAAAAGUCCUGUCCUCAGAUCAGCAGCAUGUUGGAGACACUGAUCCUCAGCUCAGCUCACAUCUUCAUCUUCAUCACCUUCAUCAUGAUCAGCUCGACCGUCCUCUUCCUCCUCUGUGCCGCCCUCGCUCCCGCUCUCUGCUGUGAUUGGCUCACACACUACAGUCGCCAUAGCAACAUCUCUCGGACUCUCAUCCUCCAGAUGGGUGAUCCGCUGACAACAGAGGAGAGUAAAGUUUCCUUUCCAUACAGACUCUAUAAAGACAUCCGCAACACUGAGGUGGAGUCCCAGCUGGUUUUCAUCAGAGACAGUCUGGAGCUGAUCCUUAACCUCUAUCACCACGACAACCACUCCUCCAUCGCCUGGGAUACAGACAAGAUGGAUCACUUCCUGAUGAGCGUGGACAGACAGAUAGACGGACUCAACACUUGUGUUUCGAUGAACAAACGAGCAGACAGCCGACUGAGGAAAUACUACAGGAGAUUGGAGAAGAGAACUCUGUACCUCACUGGCGGGGCCCCGGCGUCCUGGGAGCUGAUCAGGAAGGAAACUAAACUGCACCUGGAUCAGUUGGAGCUGCUGGUGGCCUCCAUCAGAGCUGCUACCCGCAGGAGGCGCUCUACACCAACUCACCACCAACACUGACACCACGUCUGACGUCUGCUUCACUGCCUCCACCUCCUCUGUCACACACACACACACACACACACACACUCAGCGUCUCUACUCUCACUCUGUUUAUUUAUUCAUUAACUGAUCUACUGAUUAUUAUUUAUUGAUUAUUUAUUGUUAUUUAUUGUUAUUUAUUUGUUCAGAUGUGACAGUUUUUACUCUGUUGUAAAGAGCUGAAAUUAAACCUACUCUGAUUUGACAUUUACUCAAGUCUUAGAUUCUAUUAUUGAUUGUGUAUUGAUGAAUUCUUCAGAAACCUGAAGUUUUGUUUUUCUAUGAAUGAACAAACCGAUGAUUUAAUAUUAGAAACCUUUUUUUAUAAAUGUAUUAUUUAUUAU